AUGAUACUGUCGUCUGCAUAUUCCAGCACUGUAGGCAUGUACGCACGCAGUGUUUCUGGGACAAAAACCUCCAUCGCACUGAAUGGGUCAUCCGACUCGGAACUGAGUAACCAUAAACCAGAUUGGCUUCAUGAUCUACGCUUUCUCCCACCCAUAUACCACCGUGUGAUCACGGCGACAACAACCAGCUACGGCUUGGAUAGUCGGCUGAUUUGCCAAAUUUUCUCUUCAUCUGGCCUCAGUGACAAAACGCUACAACACAUUUGGACAAUGGUGAACCAUUCACAUCCUGGUUGGCUCACUCCAUCCGAAUUGGUUCUGGCUUUAGCUCUCAUAGGCGUCGCCCAACGCGAGCAGUUCGAUCUACGCAAACCGGAAGACUUGAUUUUGUCCCAUCUGACCGUGAACUAUUUAAACGGCUUUACAACUCCGCCCGUUCCGCGAAUCAGUGUGCCCAUUGCGCCCCCUAUAACAUCGAAUGGUCCCGUGAUUACGACACAAGUAUCCUUCACACCGCCACCUAUUUCGAUUCCAAAGACUACAUCAACAAACUGUUCUAAUGGUUUUCCGGCUCAUCCCGAUGAUGACUGGGCCGACUUCACAUCCUUCGAAAAAGUGACUGCGGAUGCUCCCAAGCUGGCCGAUGCAUCCCGGAUACUGGGCAACGGUAUCUGCCCUGACUUGAUUGAACAUUGUACACACCUUCAGAAGAAUUCCGCAGUUAGCAUCCCAUUCUCCAUGGAUGAUGAUUUUGGCGACUUUCAAACCAGCAUUGGCACAAGUCUCGCAGCCGGUCCAGUGCCGAUCCCGCAAAACACAAACAAGCUCUUAUCCGCAGAGAACAACAUCAGUCUCAUCGACAAUCGGUUUGAGGUGACUCGACCAAAUUACAACCUUUCUUCUGAUUUUCAGACCUAUGAGACGCCAAAACAGACCAUUCAGUACGAGUGGUCUCGGUGCCUGACACAGUGCUUACAAGUAUUGAAUGCGUCACUCGAUUCAUUAUCCGUACUAUCCUCGAAAUCGGAACGAGAUGAAUUCAGUUCCACUCCAGAGGGUCACGAGUUUUUCCUUGAUCUGUUCGAAGUUUACCGGAUCGCACAACGGGUGGCAGAAUCUGCUUCUAGAUAUGGGCUGUGGACCCCAGAAUUACGCUCCCAAGCUUCUCAGCUGCGCGCGUCAUUCCAAAAUCAUGCACAGUGGAUCACACCAACGGAGCUCAAGGGUCGAUUCGACAUCCUCGUACAGGCGUCCUUGCUCGACGGUUGCACAAUUCUACCAGUGCGAACGAAUUCUUCAUCCUACUGUGGAGUAUGUCUGGACACGUUUUGUCCGGAUUCCGCAUGUACCGAAGCGGACAAUGUGAUUCCAUGGGCUGGUCGUCAGUACCACGCUUCUUGUGCCAAUUUCUGGAUUAAUCGCGUUCAACUGAGUCUCCCUGCCUUGGUGCUACCCUAGCCUGAUUGCUUUUCCAUUCAUCAAACUAUCGAACACCGUCGCCAGAUAUUAUUAUUUUCCUCCAUCACUUUGGCACAUUCCACAGCCAACUGAUCUUCAUUCUACCGGUAAAUUUGUCGUCUGUGAUGUACCUCCUUUCUAUUUCUCUGAGCUCGUUUCUGUUGUACA
Opisthorchis viverrini is the source of this 1626-nucleotide messenger RNA. RefSeq lists its product as hypothetical. The record is from RefSeq and is a predicted model, not a curated record. NCBI's taxonomy places the organism in Eukaryota, Metazoa, Platyhelminthes, Trematoda, Opisthorchiida, Opisthorchiidae. The coding region runs from base 1 to 1458 and encodes 485 amino acids. The transcript has 9 exons. Gene Ontology annotation, molecular function: protein binding. Gene Ontology annotation, cellular component: clathrin coat of trans-Golgi network vesicle.